Molecule: messenger RNA, 2635 nt
Organism: Sinocyclocheilus grahami
Lineage: Eukaryota; Metazoa; Chordata; Actinopteri; Cypriniformes; Cyprinidae
Product: tripartite motif-containing protein 16-like
Exons: 6
Coding region: 704-2068 (454 amino acids)
Molecular function (GO): protein binding; zinc ion binding
Source: RefSeq, a predicted model, not a curated record
CAUGAGAUUGUCUGUGAUUGUUGCUUUUUCUCCACAGCAGCUGAAUGCAUAUCUGCUUUAAUCAGACUCAAAAAGCAUUCUUUUUUAAAUAAGAAAUUAUUUCUGCAGGCUUGAUGUCCAGCCAGCAUGAAAUUAUAAUUUAUUUAAUCCUUUUACACACCGAUGGCUGGAAGUGUGUUACAGCAGUUAAAACCAAGAAACAUGUUUUAUCUGUAAUUAGACACAUUAUUCAAGUAGUCUGAUUAUUAGUGUUGAAAUAGUAUGAUUCUGAGCAAAGUACAGAGGGAGGAGCAACAAAACUGCAAAGUCACGGCCUCAUGAACAAUAUGUUUAGAAUCUCCUUCACAGUCUUGAUCUUUACUUUCUCUCUCGCAACAUACACAAACCAAAAAUAAAAAGCUAAAGUUAAAAUAAGCAAAUUAUAAAGGAAACGUCGGUAUGACAGCUUCUUUACAUGCAUUUUGUCUGCUCUCAGCACCGGUACCGUAAGUGCACAAUUACACGCGCAACACAGCAAAAAGUGCGACUGGCUUUGACCGCAGAGAAACGAAACCUACAGUAUUUCCCUGCUUCACGAGCCUCUGCUUAAGGAGCCACACUGUUCUAGUUUGGCUAAAGCUGUAGAGCAGCAAAUAUUUUACUUUUGUUUUCUGUCAAAGCAGCAGAGCAGUUUCUAUUAGAGGUAUAAACUAUCUGCAAAGAAAUGGCUGAAUCUGCAGCGUGUCAGUAUGAGGAUCAGUUCAUCUGUUCAGUCUGUUUGGGUCGGCUGAAGGAGCCGGUGACGAUUCCCUGUGGACACAGUUACUGUAUGAGCUGUAUUACUGACUGCUGGGGCCGGAAGGAGCAGGAGCCGCCGUACCGCUGUCCCCAAUGCAGAGAGAGCUUCAGUCAGAGACCUCUACUGAAGAAGAACACUCUGAUAGCUGAGAUGAUGGAGACGCUGCAGAAGACGUCUCUACAAACGGCUGCUGUGGAGUGUGAUGUUUGCACUACAGAGAAGAGCAGAGCUGUAAAGUCCUGUCUGCAGUGCUUGGCCUCCUUCUGUCAAACUCACCUGCAGCCUCACUAUCAAUCUCCUGUGUUUAUGAAGCACAAACUAGUCGAAGCCUCCAGAAGCAUUCAGGAGAACAUCUGCCUCCGUCAUGAAAAACCUCUAGAUAUUUACUGUCAGGAUGAUGGUCAAUGUGUUUGUUAUUUGUGUAUGAUUGAUAACCAUAAUGGCCACAGAGUGGUGUCUGUGGAUUCAGAAUGGACUAGUAAAAAGCUGACAGAACUCAGAAAAAGACAAACAGAGAUUGAGAAACUUCUGAUUACUGAUGAUCAGGUCAAUUUUCUGAAGAGCUGUCAGUCUGCGUGUGUUUUACCCACAUUUGAAGACGUUCCCAGCUUCACUCAACACACUCAUCUGUCUUUUAAAGACAUUUCAAUCUCAGCAUUCAGAGAGGUUUUGGAGGACGUCUGUCAACAGCAAACAGCCAGAAUAUCUCAAGACGUGUCUUCUUUAGGGUCUCCAGAACCUAAAUCUCCAAAGGAUUUUUCCCAGUAUUUCUGUGACAUUCGCCUGGAUCCAAACACUGCACACAAAUGCCUCAUCCUGACAGAAAAUGGCAGAAAAGCUUCAUUUUCAUAUGAAGUCCAGAGAUCAUAUGAUCAUCCAGAGCAAUUUGACAGUUUUCCUAAUGUCCUGUGUAGAGAGGGCUUGUAUGGUCGCUGUUACUGGGAGGUUGAGUGCAGUGGAAAUGACUGGUCUGUAGCAGUUUCCUACAGAGGAAUUGGUCGUAAAGGACAAAGUAAUGACUGCAGACUUGGGUUUAAUAACAAGUCCUGGAGACUGACCCACUGUCGCCAGGAUUUCUAUGUCAGACAUGAUGAUAAACAAGUCCAUCUCUUUCCUUUCCAUUCCUCUAGAAUAGGAGUGUAUCUGGAUCACAGAGCAGGAACUCUGUCCUUCUACAGCGUCUCUGACACAAUGACUCUUCUUUACACAUUCCAGACCACAUUCACUGAACCCCUCUACCCCGCAUUUGGGAUUGGAGAAAGAUUUAUCAGGAUCAUAGGGCAUUCUUAAAUCCCACAAAUAAAAGACAAGCAAAAUUUCCUAAACUCACUAUGUUUUUGCAUACUCUGUACGAUUAAACCCAAGACUGCAGUUCAUCAUUAAGACAAAUGGUGUCAACUUUAGCUUGUCAAUUCGUUUUCAUUUGUGUGUGAACUGAUUCUCAAAGUAAAGCCUUCUGCUGUGACUUUGCUAUUGUGGUUCUGAAUCAUGAUUUUCUAUUUAUUUUUUAUUUGUGAGGGUUUAUAUAAACAAAUAUAACCUCUGUGUAUUGUCUUUAUAUGUUUGUAUUAUACCCUGCAUGAGCAUAUUAUUAGGGCAUGUAAAUGCGUACUUCACAUUUGCAUUCUGCCUUCUUAUGGGAAGCAAUUAUAGCAUAUACAGUAAUGAAUAUGGUAUGUUAUUUUACAGUGUUUUCACUGUUUUCUUGAAUGAGAUGCAUAUAUAGAGCUUACCUGGAUGUCAUUUUGUGGCAAUUUUGUUUUCCCUGCAUAUUGCUUUAUAUGUAUUAAAUGGGCAUGCAAAUGUGAAUUGUUCUGUUUACAUGCAACAUAUUGCUAUAAAAAUAAAAGUAUUGUA